Molecule: messenger RNA, 972 nt
Organism: Patiria miniata (bat star)
Lineage: Eukaryota; Metazoa; Echinodermata; Asteroidea; Valvatida; Asterinidae
Exons: 4
Coding region: 118-972 (284 amino acids)
Source: RefSeq, a predicted model, not a curated record
UUUCGUCACGUCGCGUCGUACCCGUACCCGUACGUACAAAGAGCGCCUAGUUUGAAAGUGUAACCAUAAUUAUCAUUUUAUUUUUAUCGUUUUAAGAAGUUGAGUAAUUUGUUCAGCAUGAACCUUGAAGUCACUGAUGAAGAACUUUGGGGAUGUGUCAGGCAGUUCGACGUGAAAACAUUGCAGGAAUUUCUGUCAAAAGUGGACGUUCCGAAAAGCGGUUCUAAAGACUGUCUGCAAAAGCGGCUGUUCUAUGCAUUGAAGCUGGGACUCCCCAUAGUGCCCACGGCCAGUAACGAAGAACUGAGCAGACGUGAAAGCCGGGAGAGAAAGCUUCGCUUUGGAGAACAAUUUAAGUUGCCUCACCCCCUCACUCUCGAUGGCUGGGAAGGUACAUCCGCAAAUCUUCCACCAAUUACAGAAGAAAAAGUAAACCAUUAUUUCCGGACACGAAACAAAGAACUUGAGAUAAGUACAGAUGGCAGCAAAUCUCUCGGUCAAGGAAGGAGCAUGGCAGUUUCCAGGGGCAGGGUGCACACAGUUGAACACCACCACAUUAGUGAUAUUGUAGGGCUCAGCUACAUUCGAGGACUGGUUGUACCACAAACAAGAGUUCAUGAGCAGCCAUACAUGGUGUGGAUCCUUGUAUUUAAAAAAACAGGUGUUAUACAUCAGGCAGAUUGUCAUUGCAUUGCAGGGCUCAGCGGUAUGUGUAAACACGUUGCAGCACUAUUGUCAUUUGUGACACAACAAGUGGAAUGUGGUUCCAGUGAGUCAUGCACAAGCCAGCUUCAACAGUGGCACAGGCCAAGCAGCAGCAAUCUUAACCAGAAAUUAAAGACAUCGGCAUUCCUGAAAGACAUUAAAACACCCAAAGUGUCAUCUUCAAUGUGUGACAAUAGGAAGGGUCGAAGGGACAUGUUUGAUCCCCGCGCUGUGGUAAACAAGAAAGUAAGAAAGAUGCGAUUAUGA